AUGCGAAAGCUCAAACAGAGACCAAUCAUCCCAACUCACUCGCUGUGCGCCCUUUUUCGCUAUUCGAAUAAAAUGGUAGUAUUCCCAGACCCUAACCAGUCGCAUAGCACCCCAAUUCGCCAUACAGAUCGUCAAACAGAUAGCAACUCUCUCAAACCAUUGGCACAGCGCGUCUAUUCGCUGUGCAAAUGCCCUGGCAGAGAGCACCUCAGCAGGUGGUUCAAAAGAGAAGCACAGAACAUCUCCGAUGCGCAAAAGUGGUGGCUGACUCACUGCGACAUGUCUUCCGUUUUCCUCGCCGGUGAUAGUGCAGGCGCCAACAUAGCUUAUAAUGUGGCCACCCGCAUGGGAUCAUCAUCAUCGUCAUCAUCAAACACGACGACACCAUUAUCUCUCAAGGGUGUCGUACUGAUCCAACCUUUCUUUGGAGGAGAAGAAAGAACUAGCUCUGAGAAGCAUUUCCUUCAGCCACCCAAUUCGGCGCUCACUUUAUCCGUUUCCGACACUUACUGGCGCUUGGCGCUUCCUCUUGGAGCCACCCGUGACCACCCAUAUUGCAACCCUCUUGCACAUGGCACGGUCAAGUUGAGAGAUUUGAGGGUUUCUUCCAUUAUGGUGUGCGUUUCAGAAAUGGAUAUACUGAAAGAUAGGAACUUGGAGUUCUCAAAAGCUUUGGCUAAAGCAGGAAAAAGGGUUGAAACAGUUUUUUUCAAAGGCGUAGGCCAUGCCUUCCAAGUGCUGCAUAAUUACCAGCUUUCACAUUCCCGAACCCAAGAAAUGAUAACCCAUAUCAGAAACUUCGUUGGAAGCCACGUCAUUACGGAGCAGAAAGAGAAAAAGAGGGUAGAAAUAUCAGAGGAGAGAGAAAAAAAACGAAGCCACGUCAUUACGGAGUUAACUCUGUUUAAGCCAAUUUAA
Messenger RNA from Vigna umbellata (rice bean), 918 nucleotides. RefSeq names its product putative carboxylesterase 17. NCBI's taxonomy places the organism in Eukaryota, Viridiplantae, Streptophyta, Magnoliopsida, Fabales, Fabaceae. Gene Ontology annotation, molecular function: hydrolase activity. The record is from RefSeq and is a predicted model, not a curated record.